AUGAGGCAUUUAGCUGUUUCCAGUAUCUUAACCGAGACAUUGGCCCGAGCCAGUUACAUAGUUGUAAAAGAUGCCUUGGUAGUUGAAUACAUAUUAUUGUCUAUAAAUGCUCUUUUCUUAGUUCGAAGUACGGCAAAGAAGUUUAUUAAGAAUCUCAAUUCUUUUGACGAAUCUUUAAAUAUUUAUACGAACAAUAAGUUAUCAAAUAACACAUUUGAAGAAUUAUCAUUCAAAACUAAUUUGGAUAUAAGUUCAGUUCAUAAAGCAUAUGAACAGUUACAUAAUUGUUCAACACAGCUGAAUAGAAUGAUUAGUUUUCCGAUGAUGGUAAUAAUAUUUUCAUCAGGAUUGUCAACCAUAAUGUAUUUAAAAAAUAUUGUAACACUGUGCCUGAAAGAUUCGUAUUACACAGAAUGGGAGCUUAAGUUGGAGGAAAAGAAAAAAUUAGCUUGA
Messenger RNA from Leptidea sinapis, 453 nucleotides. RefSeq lists its product as uncharacterized. Lineage: Eukaryota; Metazoa; Arthropoda; Insecta; Lepidoptera; Pieridae. The record is from RefSeq and is a predicted model, not a curated record. The coding region runs from base 1 to 453 and encodes 150 amino acids. The transcript has 5 exons.